UGUGAUGGCUAAGCCUUUUGGUCCAGAGGUCAAGUUCAGGCUGGACAUGGGCACAGCACAUCCUGCACCCAGCAUCCCGGCGAGAGGACAGUGGUCAAGCAAAGUUGAGUUCCUCUUGGCUGUCGCAGGACAAAUCAUAGGCCUAGGAAAUGUCUGGAGGUUCCCCUAUCUGUGUUACAAAAAUGGAGGAGGGGUGUUCUUCAUCCCUUAUGUGCUCUUCCUCUUCACCUGCGGCAUCCCCCUGUUUCUCCUGGAGACGUCUCUCGGCCAGUACACCAAACAGGGAAGCAUAACCUGCUGGAGGAAAGUUUGUCCCCUUUUUGAAGGCAUGGGUUAUGGCAGUCAGGUGGUUGUUUUGUACUCCAGUAUCUAUUACAUCAUCAUAUUGGCCUGGGCUUUCCUGUAUCUCUUCUUCUCUUUCAACUCUGAACUACCUUGGGCGAGUUGCAGAAACAGCUGGAACACAGAGAAUUGUGUGGAGUUUGAUCGAAGGAGUAAUUAUUUGAAUUUGACUCUGUCCGAAAAUGCAACAUCCCCAGUGAGAGAGUUUUGGGAGAGAAGAGUUUUAAAUGUCACAGGAAGUGUCCAUGAGUUAGGCAGCAUACGAUGGGAGUUGGCUCUGUGUCUUCUGUUGUCCUGGAUCAUCUGUUACUUCUGUGUCUGGAAAGGAGUAAAGUCGACCGGAAAGGUAGUUUACUUUACUGCCACAUUUCCAUAUGUGAUGCUGGCGGUGUUGCUUGUUCGUGGACUCACGUUGCCCGGGGCCUUGGUUGGGAUCAAGUUCUACCUCUACCCAGAUCCAUCCCGCCUGGCUGACCCACAGGUGUGGAUGGAUGCUGGCACACAGAUAUUCUAUUCCUAUGCUAUUUGCAUCGGGUGUCUAACUGCACUUGGCAGUUAUAAUAAGUACAACAAUAACUGCUACAAGGACUGUGUGUACUUGUGCCUUCUGAACAGUGGGACCAGUUUUGUAGCUGGCUUUGCCAUCUUCUCUGUACUUGGAUUCAUGGCAUAUGAGCAGAACACAGACAUAUCAAAAGUGGCAGAGUCAGGUCCUGGCUUGGCGUUCAUUGCAUACCCUCGAGCAGUCGCCAUGAUGCCUUUCCCUCAGCUCUGGGCGAUAUUCUUUUUCAUUAUGAUCAUCCUGCUGGGACUGGACAGUGAGUUUGUAGGUCUGGAAGCUCUCGUAACAGCAAUUUCUGACCUAAAUCCUUCCUUCUUCCAUGUUGGCCAUCGACGUAAACUUCUUCUGCUUGCUAUCAGUGUCUUUAGUUUCUUCAUUGGCCUUGUAAUGGUUACAGAAGGUGGACUGUACAUAUUCCAGGUGUUUGACUACUAUGCCUGCAGUGGGAUGACUCUACUUCUCUUUGCCACACUCCAGUCUUUGUGUAUUGGGUGGGUUUACGGUGCAGACCGGUUUUAUGAAAACAUAGAGGAAAUGAUUGGAUACAAGCCUUUUCCCCUGAUUAAGUAUUGUUUGAAAUAUGUCACUCCAGUUAUAUGCAUGGGAACUUUUGUUUUCUCCUUGGUAAAAUUCACUCCUCUGAAGUUCAACAGCACAACUGAGUAUCCAUGGUGGGGUUAUGCUCUCGGGUGGUGGUUCACUCUCUCCUCCACACUCAUGGUUCCUCUCUGGAUGGUGUACAAUGUGAGCAUCACUCCCGGUACACUGCGACAGAGGAUCGCCAUUUUAUGUACUCCAGCCAAAGACCUUUCUUCAAACAAAUCAGAGAAGAAAGCUCUUGGACUGCUCGACAUGACCUCAUCUCCUAACACCAUGGUGUCUUAGUGACAACAGACAACUGAAGCAGCUUCAGAUAUGCUAAACAAGCGUGAAGCAUAAGGAAAAGCUUGCCCUCAAUCCAGUAGUCUUAAUCCAAGUUUCUUUUAAAGCAGUGGUUCCUAACCUUUUUGAUGUUUGACUUCUUAAAGCAAAGCAAUGUUUACUCGUAACCUCCAGUCUCUGGUUGCACCAGUUGGAUGCAACCAGUUCAACGAAAGACACAUUUUUUUGGGCUUGAAAUGCUUAAAAGCAAAGAUUAAAGGUAAAUCUGAAAGAAAUGUACUUUUGUACAGCAGAAAUAUGUUUCUUGUCAUCUUGUGACCCCCUCAGCUUUAACUUUCAACCCCUCGUGUUAGUCCUGACCUCCUGGUUGGGAAUCACUGCACUAAAGGAAUGGCUUGAAGUUUAUGGUGAUUUCACUUAUUAUUAAGCACUACAAAGUUUAAAUGCAGACUCAGACAGAAAAGGAAAUAUUUUCAACAAUAUGGUCAAGAGAAUAUAAGCUCAAAGGUUCACUUACUGUACAGUGAGUACAGUACAUUUGUUUUCUCAUUGGUUUCUGAGCUUCCAGCCAUGGUCUUCAUUCAGCCACAGGUGUCAUCACGUGAGCUCCAACUGCAUCACUGACAGCGAGCGUGUAGGGCUGAAACUAAUCAUUAUUUUCAUUAUCAGUUUUUUUUUAAAUAGUUGUUUAGUUUUUAAACGUCAGAAAAUAGUGACAAAUGUACGUUAAAGUUUCCCAGAGAGUGAAGACAACAAAAGACAAUAAUCAUUUUACAAUAAUAUAAAACAGCAAAUCCUCACCUUUGAGAAUCUGGAGUUUUGUUUAUGCAAAAGCAUUUACUCGAUUAGGAUUCUAUUGAUUGAUAAAUUAUUAAUCUCUUAGUUCUUUCAGCUGUACUAACAAGUGGACCUUAAAACUAUCUUCAUGAGCCAAAGGUCAUGAAUGAACAUCAUGCUCGAACGCAAAUUGACAUGUGAUAUUUUAAAUUGUUACUCAUCUAAAGAAAAGGGUAUUGAAUAUGAGAAAUAAUGAGAAUAUGGGUGUUCUUUUGUUUUGUUUGUUUAGUUUAGUUUUGUUUUAACCAGGUUGUUUAACUAUUCACAGUAAAACAAACAUUUGCCAGAUAAAGCCAUAUGGAUUGAACACUAAGUCACUUUUUGGUCACUGUGAGUGACGUGAAUUAAAUUCCAUUUUGUCAAUGUAAGCUGUAAAUUAGAACUAUUAAAGCAGUGACGUGAAAAAAAAAAUCCACCAAUAAGUGCACCUUAGCCGACUGAGCCACCAGGCUGUCCCAACGCGGUUCCUGACCUAAGCAGAGUACUUUUACUGUAAAGACGUGCUAGUGCUGCUUACACAGGGAGGAAACUAGUUUGGUGUUUGGUGUUAGAUAAAAACAAAACGGUAGUGCCAAACAAGUUGUAUUGUGAUGACACCAAAUGUAAAAGAGAAACAGCGUGCAAACCUGUUGGCUGUAACAGUCAGAAACAGAAAAUAUUUUAUGAAAGUCAAAUAGAUUAUAUUUUUACUGUAGUCUCAGCUGUAAACUUGUUUGAUUAUAGUUUUUAUACACAAUACUCAUAUAUCAAGUUUUGCAGAUUCAUCAUUUUGUAUCCUUUUCUGUAUCAUAUAUCAUUGAAAUUUGUGGUAAUAGUUCAUUGUGUACCACGUAAAUGCUGUAAUAUGACAUUAUUCACAUUUAAGGAUCAAUAAUUAUUUUCAAAGGAUAUGUGUAACAGAAACCAUGUAAAUUUGUGUUUAAAUUGACAGUGUCACAUUUUAUAUUACUAGUUGUUAACAUUCUAUAAAUCAUGAACAACCAGUUAACUAAUGUUUUAUUAAUGAAAAUAUUUGUGUGAUAAUACAUUGAUGAUUUAAAUCCUAUUAAAUAAUGUGCAGUUCUUUAAAUAUUAUCCAUGAAUUAGGCAAUCAGGUAUUAAUGUGAUUAAGUAUUAAUAGGCUUGAGUAAACUACUGGCUUAUCAUUAUUGAUUUAUUUCCUUGUUUGUCAUCUCAUUAUUUGGUCAAACUGACUCAUGUUGAAUGGUAAGAGUUAGUACUUAACUUUUGAUGAGUUAAAUAUAUAUAAAUCAAUAAUGGAUACGACAUGGAUCAGAUUAAAUUAAAUAGUAUUGUAGAAAUUCAAGUGAAAGUAAACUAUUAAUCUUUUAUAGACAUUCAGUAAUGAUCAGUUACCAGUUUGUUGUUGUUUGAGAGAAAAGUUGUUUCAUGGUCAUUUUUGGACCUUUGUUUAUGAAAACAAUUAAAAUCAAUCAUUUGUAAAUAAUAUUGAUAAUAAAAUAAUACUAGUAAUUUGGAAAUAAUUCCUAAAUGAUUUGUUUUGAGAAUGUUACCCAGUUCCAGAUCCUUUUCUGGGCCAAUGCUUCGUGUCCUUGAAUGCAUCAAAACAUUUCCAACAAAGCUGCAAUGCCACACAUCAAUAUUUUAGUUGAGAAAACAACCACAUGGUUCAUUUUGAAGCUUUCACAAGAUCUUAAUUAUUAGAUUUUAACCUAACAUGUACAAGAAGUCCUUAAAGUGCUCAGAAAAUGGAAACGUGAAGCAAACUCCCCCUGCUGAGUGUAACCAAAGGUUCAAGAAUAGCUAUUAAACAGACCUUGUCGUGUGUUUUCUCAGCUGUUGUUUCUAAGGUCGAGAAUGAGUUUUGAAUGGAUACAUAUUUUUGACAAAAAAUAAAGAGGAUGAAUACUAAAGCGGCUGUAAUUGAUAUUUUUAUAAUAAUGUAUCAAGUGACAAAUGAAAACAAUGAAGAGAUGAGUAGAGAUGAACCUAUAGAGUGUUAGCAUCUGAAUCUGCAGCUCCCCUUGACUUUCUGGAGAUUUAUAGGGGUGGUAGGGGCGGUAGGGGCGG
Morone saxatilis (striped sea-bass) is the source of this 4654-nucleotide messenger RNA. Its product is annotated as sodium- and chloride-dependent GABA transporter 2-like. Gene Ontology annotation, biological process: sodium ion transmembrane transport. The record is from RefSeq and is a predicted model, not a curated record. NCBI's taxonomy places the organism in Eukaryota, Metazoa, Chordata, Actinopteri, Moronidae. Gene Ontology annotation, cellular component: membrane.